Molecule: messenger RNA, 3082 nt
Organism: Actinia tenebrosa (Australian red waratah sea anemone)
Lineage: Eukaryota; Metazoa; Cnidaria; Anthozoa; Actiniaria; Actiniidae
Source: RefSeq, a predicted model, not a curated record
UUAAUGCAGUGGCACGCAUGAACGAAAUCCCACCGAAGAGUGUAGUUGGCUACUGUCAGCUCAUUGAUGCAUCGCCCACAGAUCUAUCAACAGUAUAUACCUUACUCAAGAAAUCCGUCGAAAUGGCGGCACAACUUGGACUUCACGAUACUGUCGUCGUUGUAGACCAAGCCAUAUAUGCGAAAGCUUUAGAAGUUAUAUGGAAGCAGAAAGAAGAGUUCCGGAGCGUUGUGUUACGCAUGGGAAGUUUUCAUAUCAUUUGCACGUUCCUCGCUGUAUUGGGAAAGCGAUUUGGAGAGAGUGGCCUGCAGGAUCUGCUGAUCGAGUCUAGAUUGGUAGGCAGUGGCUCUGUGAAUGGCGUUCUCCAAGGAAAACAUUAUAAUAGGGCACUGCGAACACAUAAGAUUGUUAUGGAAGCUUUGUUGCGUCUGAAUUGGCAAUCGUUUGUUGACACUAUGAAAGAUGACCAAGAAGUAAAGUCAUUCAAGCAAACUGUGACCACAGCUACGAUGAGCGUCCAAAGAGAAUUAUCAAGCUCCACGAUCCAGAGGCUGUACGAGACAACGGACCUUGAGAAGCUCCACGCAAAGUUUAAAGAUUUCAACAAAUCACCAGCUACUACCAAAAUGGCCAAAUACUGGUUUUCAUACAUCGAAAUGGUCAGUCUUCUCUUACGCUUUAUCCGCUCAAUAAGAGAGGGUGAUUGGAAAUUGUAUCUCACCUGCAUCCGUGAUAUGAUACCGUGGAUGUUUGCAUAUGACCGGGUCAACUAUUCUCGAUAUCUAUCCGUUUACCUCCUGGAUAUGCAGUCAUUAGAAGAAAAUCAUCCAGCGGUUCUGAGCGCGUUUCAAGAUGGCGAGUUYGUCGUCCAAAGAAGCAGUGGAAGCCCAUUCAGUCAAGUACCUGUGGACCAGACGAUCGAACAGACUGUCAAUCGAGACACAAAGACCAAGGGCGGCAUCAUAGGAUUCAGUGUCAAUAAGGGUGCUGUACAACGAUGGCUCCUUACAUCCCACGAACGCGCAGCCAUCACCCAAGCUUGCCGAGAGAUGGCAGGACUACAACAAACUGAUGGAGAUGCUGCAAAGAAGGAGAUGGGUAAGAGCAGAAUGACAGCCGACGAGAAAGAMGUUCAGAAAGUACUGGCGACCAUCAACAACUGGGUGAACCCAUUCRAACCAACAGAUGAAGUAGAGCUGUAUCACCUGGCAUCUGGAUCAACAGCGACUACACAGAUUGAGAAUGACCUGCUAACUGCACAUCAACAAGGCGAAGAAGCCAUGGAAUCCUUCUUUAGGACGAGGUUGCAGACUAAUGAAGUACCUUUCCAUAGUCCACUAAAGAAGUUGAAGCUUGCCAACUUUUCUUCGUCAAAGUUAUCUAAAGUAAAGAUCGCUGGCAAGGACACCAUGAUCAAAGCAGACAGAGAUCUUUUUGCUCGGCUUCUGGUAAUCGCCCAGAGAAGAUCCAUGGAUCUUUCUGAUGUUUUUCAAUACUCUAUUGGUCCUCUGCCCUGGUCCCUUGCUUCCGCUGAUGGCUCACUUGCCAAAACUGGCAAGUCAAAGCUGCUUGAAAUUCUGAYUAAGGACAUUCAGCCAGUUGAAGACGUCCCACCGACCUCGGCAAUGAUUAUUGACGGGAUGGCUAUUCUUCAGUCUCUGAAACCCAUUCCUGACACAUUUGAAGAGCUUGCCCUUAAAGUGUUCCAUCUUGCUGUCCCUCAUACAAGUCUAGCAAGACGAGUAGAUUUUGUAACGGACAGAUAUCCCGAAGUCUCUAUAAAAAACCCCGAAAGAGAAAAGCGAGCAAAUGAAGGCGUGGUUAAAAUUAAGAUCUCAGGAAGUGGUCAGAAAUGUCCAAAGCAAUGGAGAAAAUAUCUGAGCAGCGGCGAGAACAAAAUYGAAUUGGUGCAAUUCAUCUUGAAGKAAUGGUCUCAAGACAGGUACAAGCGUUUGAUUGGCAACCGCCACCUAUUCUUUGCUGUUGAGCUGAAGUGCUUCCGCCUUUCUGUAGCUGAUGAUAAAGUUUUGUGUGAGGAAAUCCCAACAUUAUGCAGCAACCACGAAGAAGCUGACACGAAGCUGCUUCUACAUGCCAAGCAUGCUGCAGACAGUGGAGAAAACACCGUCAUAAUCAAGUCGCAAGAUACAGAUGUGGCAAUCCUUGCUUGUCAUUUCAGUAACCAAAUCCCUGCACGCCUUCUACUUAUGAAAAAAGAGAAGACCAGAGUGGUAUAUCUCGAUGUCUCUGCCAUAUCAGAAGAAGCUGGCCCUUUGCUUUGCAAUGCUCUACCUGGUUUACACGCAUUUACUGGCUGUGACUCCGUUAGCUCUUUCUCAGGCAAAGGAAAGAAGGCGCCACUUAAGCAAUGCAGAAUCAAUGAAGCAGACUGUCAAACCAUGUCAAUGCUUGGGAGAUCGUUUGAAACCGAUKAUGCUCUUUUUUCUCACUGUGAAAGAUUUGUUUGUCACAUGUAUGGUUACCCAGAACUUUGCAGAGUUAAUAGUUGUCGUUACCAAAUGUUUGCAAGCAAACAAUCACAGUCACAUUGUCUACCACCUUGUCAAGAUGCGUUGAAGCACCAUACGAUGCGGGCAAACUACCAAGCUGCUGUUUGGCGACAGGCAUUAGUUGCAAAUCCCAAUGUCCCAUCACCUGAGAACCACGGAUGGAUCAUUCAAGAAGAAAGCCUCGCAUUAAAGUGGAUGUCACUCCCUCCUGCACCAGCAGCACUUCUUGAUUYGAUAAUGUGUGGAUGCACUGGAAAAUGUUCAACUGGCCACUGUACUUGUCAGAGAAAUGGCAUAUCGUGCACAGAUGCAUGCAUGUGUGCUGAUCAAUGUGAGAAUCCCCACAAUGCAUGGGAAAAUCCUGAUGAGGAUGAUGAAGAAGACAACAGCGGCCAAGAUGAUGAUGAUGACGACUAACGUUUGUCAAUUAAGAUGAUUUAAAAUCAAUCAUCGUUGAAACAAAACUUUUAUUUUUCUCUAAUUGAAUUGAUUCUUACCURUUUACUACUUGAAAAGAGUACACACAAGUAGUAAACAUCUAUAAGAGUGUUAAUUUGUUUUAAAUAAAAGAC